AUGGGAGUGUCAGGCAGCUCGCGUGAUGGCAGCACAAUGCGACAUUACAUUAUAUUGGCUGAAGCAGCGGCUGCAGAUGCGGGCAUGCCAGGCCAGGCAAGGCGCUGGGAUGGGAUGCAGUCCGGCGUGAGGGCGAAAGAGGCCAAGCUACCACUCGCGCCUGCGGGAGCGGGUGCGGCCGCCGCCCGCCGAGCCGUGGUGCAGAGUUUCUCGUGCGCAAGCGGAGGCAGCGGCAGCGGAGGCGCGCGUGCAGCGCUGUCGCCCUCGCCGUCGCCGUUUCACGCUUGCAAAAGAAAGUGGCCUCACGCGAGCGAAGCUAAUCUCGGGGCAAGGCAGCAAAGGAUUAUGAUGCAAGCAAAGGAGGCAGCGGGCCGCGGCCACCACUGGGCACUGGGCAGUCCACAGCCUGCAGCGCUCCCGUCCAGCAGGAAAUCGGCCCUCGUCAUCGCACCUCGGCCUGCUCCUUCCUCCCGCUCUGCAUCCUCCACCCUCUAUGGCCCUGACCGCGAAUCGGCCCAAUCGAGCAUCGCCAAAUCAUCCUGCCUCGACAAUGCACGCCGCGCCUGCCAACCAGCACAACCAGGAGUAAACGAGCACGCCAACAGCAAAUUUGACUUUCAACACCCAACCCGUCCCUUCCUCGACCACCACCGCUCAACGCCACAUCCUCUACGGAGACAUGCAGCCAAACGAGCACGCCAACAAUCCUACGCUGGACUCCUUGCACCACACUUGUUCAAUGCCUCAUUAUUCACUCGUAAUCCAUGCAGACACGCCUUCCUCACAUAUCGAAACCCGGUCGCUGCAGCCCUCUCCCCUUCUUCUUCACGCCUGUCGAGAAACGAGCACGCCAACAAUUGUGCAAUCAUGGCUCCGAGCAACCAUCAGAAACAACCACGAGCCUUAUCUGCAGCUUGA
Molecule: messenger RNA, 918 nt
Organism: Pseudocercospora fijiensis CIRAD86
Lineage: Eukaryota; Fungi; Ascomycota; Dothideomycetes; Mycosphaerellales; Mycosphaerellaceae
Exons: 6
Coding region: 1-918 (305 amino acids)
Source: RefSeq, a predicted model, not a curated record